UAUUGGUUGAACAAGUGCCUGGUAUUACAGUAGAUUAUGAAAACGGCCUUAUCGCCCCCGCCCUCUAUAUGUAGCAACGACGGAGGGCGGGGAGCGCUCGCACCUUUCCUCCCCCCCUCCCCGAGCACAACCUUCAACAUGAAGAUGAAGAUGCGAGGCUUGACGUUAACCCUGGUGGUGUACAUCCUUCUGGUCAGCCUCGUGUACAGCGUGGAUGGGAAGGAGGUGUUCACCAACAGCUUCUACGUCAAGAUCCAACCAGACCACGGACAUCCCAAUCCCGUAGAAAUAGCGCACACUAUUGCUAAAAGAAACGGAUUCCAUAGUGUAGGCCAGGUUCUGAGUUCGAACCAUGAGUUCCAUUUUGUGCACGAGGGUGUGCCAAAGGUUCGAAGUAAACGAAGUCUAGUCCACACCAGGAAACUCAAGCAAGAUCCUCUGGUUCAUCAAGUUUUCCAGCAGACUGGGUUUAAGCGAGUUAAAAGAUGGGGUGCAGGACGAGACCUGAUGAAUAAGAUGAGAGCAGAAGCUGAGGGAAAAUCUGCCUGGAACCAACUCCAACAAUCCUUAGAACAGGAGGUUGACCCUGCUAUCGUCCAUGACGAAAACUAUUUUGAAAAACUUCAAAAUUUAAUGAAGAGUCAGCAAGAGAAAAGGGGUUACGAUGAAUUAAAGGUUGAGAAUUUGGUAGAAGAUAUUCAACCUUUGGAAGAUCCAACAGAUCCACUUUUCACCUUUCAGUGGCCGGACUAUUUGCAAUUCGAGCUUAGCUCUGGGUCCAUAUGCGAACUGAAGGGAGUUCUGUGUAUAGAAAACACUGGACAGAAUGGAGGACAAAAAAACACUGGACAGAAUGGAGGAAAAGCAAGAUUAGAUCUGAACGUUGAAGCUGCAUGGGCUCAGGGUGUAACUGGGAAGAACGUAACAACAGCUAUUAUGGACGAUGGUGUAGAUUAUAUGCACCCUGACCUUUAUAACAACUAUAAUGCCCGAGCUAGCUACGACUUCAGUAGUAACGAUCCCUACCCGUUCCCCCGGUAUACAGACGAUUGGUUUAACAGCCAUGGAACUCGUUGUGCAGGAGAAGUUGCUGCAUCACGAGAUAAUAAUGUUUGUGGUGUAGGAGUAGCUUACGAUUCUAUGGUUGCAGGUAUACGUAUGUUGGAUCAACCCUAUAUGACCGAUCUGAUCGAAGCUAACUCAAUGGGUCAUAAACCUGAUCUUAUUGAUAUAUACUCAGCUAGCUGGGGUCCAACCGACGAUGGAAGAACAGUUGAUGGUCCCAGGAAUGCAACUAUGAGAGCAAUAGUUAGAGGAGUAAAUGAGGGUAGGCGAGGACUAGGGAAUAUCUAUGUGUGGGCUAGUGGAGAUGGUGGAGAAGAUGACGACUGCAACUGUGACGGGUAUGCUGCUUCUAUGUGGACAAUAUCUAUAAAUUCAGCAAUUAACACAGGAGAGAAUGCUCACUACGACGAGAGCUGUUCUUCAACUCUUGCUUCUACAUUUAGUAACGGGGCAAAGGAUCCAAACACCGGGGUUGCCACAACAGAUCUUUAUGGCAAAUGUACUAAAACCCAUUCAGGAACAUCAGCUGCAGCUCCUGAGGCUGCUGGUGUAUUUGCUCUGGCUCUCGAAGCAAACCGUAUGUUAACCUGGAGGGACAUGCAGCAUCUAACUGUCCUCACCUCAAAACGGAAUUCAUUGUUUGACGCGAAGAACCGGUUUUACUGGAAUAUGAACGGUGUCGGACUUGAAUUUAAUCAUCUGUUUGGGUUCGGAGUACUUGAUGCCGGAGCAAUGGUGGCACUAGCCAAGGAAUGGAAAACUGUUCCAGCAAGAUACCAUUGUGAUGCUGGUACUGCCCAUGGUGUACGCCAGAUACCCAGUAACAAACCUCUUUUCCUCACAAUAGAAACAGACAGCUGCUCCGGCUCUGAUACAGAGGUGAACUAUCUUGAGCAUGUACAAGCUGUGAUAACACUUAACUCAACACGAAGAGGAUCUGUACAACUAUUCCUAAGAUCACCAAUGGGAACAAGAUCAAUGAUUCUAUCUGAACGAAUUAAUGACGACGACAGCCAAGAUGGAUUUACAAAAUGGCCGUUCAUGACAACACACACGUGGGCGGAAAAUCCAAGGGGAAAAUGGACUCUUGAGAUCGAGUUCGUUAAAGGAGAGAAGCAAGAUGGAUUUAUAAAGGAGUGGACACUACUUCUCCAUGGAACCAGGGAUGCUCCCUACACCAAUCUUCCAGUAACAGAUCCACAUUCUAAGUUGGCAGUAGUAAAGAAAGCGCAUGAAGACAGAAAGAAGAUGUAAAUAGGACAAACUCUACCAACUUCACCAACACCAACAUCAACUAUUAGAACCAAAUUAAUUGGAACAUGAUGAAGCCUGGAUGCUAGCUUUAGAUAUUUAGAAAAAAUUGGCAAUCUUUUUAUCAUCAAAGUAUCAUCCUUAACAUAUCAGUUUCUUAAGUUCGAUCAGAAUUUCAAUUUCAGCAAUUUUUCUCAUCCUUAGUAUAUCUUAUUAUAUUGUUGUAAAUGUAUAAAGUAUUUUAUUGCAAAACAGUACCUUAAUCCCAAAACUGGUUUUCGAUUAUUAAAGCAUGCAAGUGUUGAUCAUCUAUCAGUUUUGUCUGAGACAUCUCAUAUCCUCCUCAUGAUUUGUCUGCCUAGUGUAGUGUAUGUUGUAGAAUGUAACAUGGUCAGGUUGGUCCCUGAGGUUUGUGGCUUCUAAACUGGUUUACAGUAGUACCUGCCUCUCAGCACUAGUUGACAAGUGCUGACGCCAUGUGUCAGAUUUGUCAACUACUGGUGCAGCGUGUUCAGAACCGGUUCUGCUGCUCAGUGCCGCAGUUGCAAGCUUGAACCACACGGACCAUGCGAAGCAAGCAUUAUAUUUGUAUACAAUGCUCAGCUGACAGUCAACUGGAGUUUAGAUUUUUAAAAAAAUUGUAUAAAACCAGCAGGGCAGGGGGAUUCUUUAUUUUUUUGAGACAUUUACCUAAAUUCUAUCAACAUCGGAAUUCUUUUGUUCCAUCUCGGGUUAACGUCUCCUGAUUUGUUCUCUCCCAUAUAUCUCUCUAUUUGUAAGAUAGAUUUGCUAGCCUGUGCACAAACAUUAUGUAUUCUUCAAUCAUAAAACAUUUGUGCACACAAUAAUAAUUUAUUUAGGAAAAAAAAGAUGGAUUCUAUUGGCUAUUUUCACAUUUUUAAAUAAAAUUUACCACCA
This is a messenger RNA of Eurytemora carolleeae, 3234 nucleotides long. RefSeq names its product neuroendocrine convertase 2 (gene amon). The coding region runs from base 37 to 2319 and encodes 760 amino acids. The record is from RefSeq and is a predicted model, not a curated record. NCBI's taxonomy places the organism in Eukaryota, Metazoa, Arthropoda, Copepoda, Calanoida, Temoridae. The transcript has 29 exons. Gene Ontology annotation, cellular component: Golgi membrane; trans-Golgi network. Gene Ontology annotation, biological process: protein processing. Gene Ontology annotation, molecular function: serine-type endopeptidase activity.